Molecule: messenger RNA, 2229 nt
Organism: Orycteropus afer afer
Lineage: Eukaryota; Metazoa; Chordata; Mammalia; Tubulidentata; Orycteropodidae
Source: RefSeq, a predicted model, not a curated record
AUGGUGACUAAGAUCUCUAUUAUCAAGCAAAGUGUUUUAAGUGCCCAAAGGGGAAUGAAGGUAACCCGCAGUGUGAUCCGAUGUUCUAACAUAGGAAAGCAUCUUGAUUAUGUUAUAAUCGUUGAAGAGGACAACAAUGAUGAUAUGGUGGUUAUACAAGAUUCUAACACUGAUGGUAACGAAGGAGCAUCAUGGAGGAAAUAUCGAGUAAAUUUAGAAGGAAAUCGCCACAACAUAGAGCAAGUAGAGCUUGGCCCAUUGUACAAAAAGAGACGAUCAUCUACUCCGAAGAGAGAUUAUUCAGAAAAUGGUCGCCCGUCUUUACCAAUGCAAAAGCAGAGACACCGUGGCCAGACUAACCUUGCAGGAACAUCUCUUCAGUCAGCAGCAUGCUAUGCACCACAGCAGCCAGUUCGCAAAGAGCAGGAGCCAGUCCUCAGGAUGGAGGAGGCAGUUCUCAGGGAGCAGCCACUGGUCCGCGAGAAGCAGGAACAAGUCCUCUUGUUGGAGCAGCCAGUGCUCUUGGUGCAGAAUGUGAUCCUCAGGGAGCAGGAGCAGCCAGUCUUCAUAGGAAAGGAGGCAGUUCUCGUAAUGGGAGAGGUGGUUUUAAAGGAACAGGAACCAUUCCUACCGGUGGAGGAGCCGGUCCUCACAGUGGAAAAGCAGGAGGAAGAAAACAGGGAAAGUCUUUCUCUUCCCAAAAUAGUAUCUGCAUGUUCGUUAAAGCCAAGUUUUACACCAGGGAACCAAUUUCCCAGUCUUGCUGCAAUGUCCUACUUUUUCAAUAAAGAAGCUGAAAACAACACCAGCAUUGUCUCAUCUCCCCAACAUACAGUAGAAGUACCUACUGCCAUUCUCCCACAAAGACAGAACAGUGUGGCGAAUAAUCGUGAGAUGAUGACUUAUUCAGCUUUACUGGAAAAUAGCACUGGGAGCACAGAUAAUACCUCUCUGCCUCCCAAUUUUGAAAUGCUGGAAAACGCAGGAACCAGCCAGGAAAACAGCCCUGUGGAAGUGAAUUAUCCAACCUUUCUGGGGAAUAAGAAUGACCCCUCUUUACCUUUCUACAUCCUACCCAAGGAUGAUAUACUGGAAGAAGCAGAAACUAGCCUGGAAAACAGCUCUGAGACAACAAAUUACUCAGUUUUAUUGGGAAAUGAGAAUGACCAGUAUACUUCCUUUUCAUCUGUCCACACCUCAUCCAGUGAUGCAUCUUCACCUGCAGAAGUAACAGCAGAAACCCGUAAGGAAAGUGACUCUGACAUGAUGAAUGACUCGGCUGUAUUGGAAAAUAACAGUGACCAAGAUUCUUCCUCCUCAGCUGUCUCCGUGCCUCCACAAUAUAGAUAUCUUGGUGAUCCAAAAAGAAAGAUCAAGAUAUUUGAUACUCAUUUGUUGGCAGCACAAAAGAAGGGCAGAUCUAGCCGUGCAGCCUGCUAUGUGGUUUGUAAUUUGUUUCCCAAGGAAACCUUAAUUUGCAGCUCAGUGGGUGUCAAUUCCCAAAACUGUCAAUCCCUAAACCCAGACAAACUGACUGUGAUACAAGAAUAUCUGGCAAUAUGUCUUCCCAACGGUGACGUGUGUGGAUGUGGAACAGAAUGGAAACACUGUGUUUCAGAUAUCAGAUCUGUGAUUCACCAUUUAUGUUGUGAAAACAAGAAACAUGCUGACAGAAAUGAAGGCCCAGUCAAUGCUGAUCCGUCAGUGUCUUCAGAACCCAGUGGCCAGAGGGAUGGUGGUGAGAGUAGUUCUCAGAAAAAUAAUGCUAUCCCUGAAGCAAUGGAAGAAGCUGCAGCUAACAAUUCACACAUAGAUUUUGACACCCUGGAAUAUUUUGGAAAUCCAAGUAGAAAUAUACUGAUGUCAAGUUCAAUACUUAAUACAGCAAGAGCAAAGUCUUGCCCAAAGCUGUGCUCUAGAUACCUCAUUCGCAAACUUUUCCCAAAUGAAGUCCUGGUGAGGAGUAACGUUCGUGGCCAUGCUGGGUAUGGCAUGGCUGCCCUCAACUCCAACAAGAUAAAUGCUCUCCGAGAGUUUCUCCAAGACACCUACCCAGCCUUGGAUCUGUCAGAAGCUGGAAACGUCUGGAAGCUGUGUGUCACAGCUGUCAACAGCUGUCUCCGUAGUCUUAGAUACGACCUUAAGAGAGCCGUAGAGAGAACACACCUGCUUCCACCAACAACCUUUUCUGCUGAGCCAGAGCCAAGAGAUACCGACACAACUAACUAA